This is a messenger RNA of Clunio marinus, 267 nucleotides long. The record is from the annotation of a GenBank genome assembly. NCBI's taxonomy places the organism in Eukaryota, Metazoa, Arthropoda, Insecta, Diptera, Chironomidae.
AUGUUAGAAGAAUUUUGCUUAAGUCAUGAUUUUAACAUUCAUAAAACCACAAAAAACAUCCCGAGGGCAACCAAUCAAAAAUUGAAACAAAAGGAUGAGAAAUGGAAGAAGUUGAAAUGGAAAUGUUUUAUGCAAUGGAAUGUAGAAAUUUUUUUAUGGGAAUCUUAUGAACUAAAGAAGGUGAAACGAGAUGUUGAAGUAGAAAAUAUUCUUAACUGUUCUUCACGCAACAUUAGCAGUAAAUGUACAGCAUCUGGAAGUUCAUAG